AUGCAAUUUGAAGAUUUACCUGGUGAAUUAUGGUUUCUUAUUCUAUCAUAUUUGUCACCAUUGGAAGCUUUUUAUGCAUUUAGUAGUAUAAAUAAUGCACGUAUACACUCAAUACUUACUGAUAUGUAUUUAGUACGACAAGGUAAUGAUAAAUGUUCAUCAAUUUUAAAUCUCUCACUUGCACAUUUACCAUUAUUUAUGUAUAAUUUUGCUAUAACAAAUAUUAUUUCAUACUAUUCAAAUGUAAUUCAUUCAUUAACAUUAUCUAACCAACAGACACCUGGCGAAAUAAAUAGUUUUCUUCAAAAGUAUUCCUUUAAAUAUGAUUUUAAAUCUUUAAAAUCUUUAUGUUUAAUUGAACCAUCAUCAAAUGAAUUAAAUAUAAUAAUUAAUGAUUUAUCAAACAUAAAAAUGCUUGAUAUUCAAUCAAAAGAAAUAUAUUCAUUUGAUAAAGAUACAAUACAAAAAAUUCUUUAUUCAAAAUCAUCGAUAGAUUAUUGUUGUUUAAGUCAAUUUCAUCAAAAUUUUAUUUCAAAUGAUUCCUAUUCAUUCAUACAAACUUUAAUUAUUGAUUCAUGUGAAUAUUUAUGUUUUAUUAAUAUACUUAAUCAUUUUUGUUUAUUGAAAAAACUUUCAAUUAAUAUACUUUCAAUGUCACAUAAUGCCAUAUUAUCAUCAAAUAAUUUAAUAGAACAUCCAGUAUCAAUUAAAAAUUUAAAACUACGUGCAUUUAGUAUUCCAUUUGAUUAUCUUCUUGUAUUAUUUUGUUUAUUUGAAAAUAUUCAAAAAUUUUCAUUAUCAAUUAUAUGUGAUGAAGGUUUUGAUUAUGUAAAUAGUGAUAAAUGGCAAAUGAUUAUUAAUAAUUAUUGGCCAUUAUUAAAAAAAUUUCAAUUGUAUAGUGAAUUAUGGCAUUUAACAUCAGCAGAUUUCGAUGAACUUUAUCCUCAAUUAUUAUCAUUUAAAACUAAUUCUUUUUGGAUUGAACGUCAGAUAAGAUUUAUUACAGAUUUUUAUCAAGAUAAAAAUGAUCUUCAUCUAAUUUUUUAUUCAAAUCCAUAUCCGGAUCACAAAUUUUCGAAUCAAUGGGGCAAUCCAAUUGAUAUUGCUUUAACUUCAACAAAUAAUAUAUAUUCAUCAUUGUUUAAAAAUACAUAUGAAAAUGUUAAUCGUUUACUUUUAACGAUUUAUAAUAAUAAACAAAUGCGAUAUGAAUUAGAUAAAUGUUCACGUUAUUUUUCUAAUGUUGAUACAUUAACAAUACGAUUUGAACAACAUGUAUCAAGUGCUUUAUUUCGAAUAUAUAUUGAAAAAAUAAUUAAUCUUAGUCAUGUUAAACAUUUAGCAUUAAAUGGUAAAUGUCAUAGUGUGAUAACAUUAUAUGAACUUGUCUUACGUCUUUCCAACAUGACUAAACUAACCAUAACCAGUAAUCAUCGUAUAUUAAUAAAACAAAUAUUUCAAGCAAAAAAUCAAUGUUUAUUAUUAUUAUUAAGUCAACGACUUCAACACUUUAAUAUAUUAUAUGAUGGUGUUACAUCAUAUGAAACAGUACAAGCCAUACGUUAUCAUUUUCCUCACUUGAAAACAUUUUCAGCUUGUUUACCACAUUUCGAAGACUUUCGUGAUGCAAUUCCAUCAUUUAUGCAACAUAUGAAAUCACUUCAAUAUCUUCAUAUUGGUCUUGAAUGUGAUAAUGACAAAAAAAAUUUUACUACGCAAGAUAUGUAUGAUUGGUUUCGACGACAUAAUAUUUUACAUGAAUUUAAAUUACAUAUUGAUACGUAUACAAAUUCCAUACAUAUUUGGUUAUAA
Rotaria sp. Silwood1 is the source of this 1812-nucleotide messenger RNA. The record is from the annotation of a GenBank genome assembly. Lineage: Eukaryota; Metazoa; Rotifera; Eurotatoria; Philodinida; Philodinidae.